AUGUCUAAGAGAAGCUCGCCACACGGAGAGGAAUUCUCGUCCGACGACGAGAAUAUCAAGGCCGCAACCCCAACCAAGAAGAAAGCGACGACGACGACGAGGAUCGACCCCCGCAAGGCUGCCGGCGAGCUGAAUGAGAAGGAACCGCAGUGCCUGACCUGCUACAAUGGCUUCGACCCGCCCUCCAGCGCAGAAGUGAAGACCUGGGAACACAACAUGUCCCUCCUGUGAGUAAAUCCCGCGAAGUGCGUGUGCCUUCCCUUCCUGUCUGUGUACACCAACAUUCUUCUUGCUUUUUCCCUUCUUGUGUACACGAACAUUCUGCUUGCUCCUCACUUGUCUCUGUAUCCGCAACUACGUGUGAAUAAAUGUACUUUAUCCACUGCGAACAUGCCCGCGUGUAGGAUGCCCAUGCCAUUUGUAAGCGCCCAACCCGUACUGAAUGUGCCUUUGUACUUGCCCACACGACUGCAUUUUCGCGUGCGACAUGCGCUACCACCUGUAUGUGCCGAUCCUUUACGAUCGUGGGUCAGUCUUGCUUCUUCCCGAACUGCACUUUCCCCCAAACUCCUUGGCUAUUGGGCCUGACAACUACUGUUGCAUCAUAUUGCCACAUAUUUUCUCUUGAAAAAAGUGAGCAUUUUACUUGGGCCUGAUAAGCAAUGUUUGGAUACCGGGUCUUGUCAGUUCCGUCUUGGACAUUAUGUUGUUGUUUGUUGUUUUUCUUCACAUUAAACUCGUGUCAGUUGCUAAUCCCAAAAUCUAGCGAAGACUCGGUCCGUGGUCACAAAAAUGCUAGAGCCAUCAGAAGAUCUAAAGAACACGCAUACUAUUAGCAAGAAAAGGGUACGCAAGCCCGAGGAGGUACACAAUUAAAAGCACCCGGGUUAUCCGCGCCAUCUCUGCCGCGUCUCUCUACAAAACCAGUGACGUCGUCACACACACCCAACACCUGUAUUCAGGAAAAAAACGGAAAAAUAAUUGACAACACAAGAGAUGUUUGUCCGUGCGCCACGGUUCGAUGCCGUCCGCAUGCUCCGGUUCCGCUGCUCCGUGCCGCUGCUCCGGUGCCCAUGCUCCGGUGCCGCUGUGGCCAGUCCUAGCACGACCAAACUCGACCCGCUCCGCUUCGUACACGCUCUCGUUGCUGUCCUUCCCAGCCGGUUCCUCGCUUUCUCCCUCGUUGCACUUAGGGUUCUUGGUCUGAAAAUUCUCGCGCCGAAGGGUCAACCAGCCCAAUCAGCUCGUCACCACCUGUCCCCUCCUCCUUUGAUGGCAAAACCAGGUUACUGAGACAGUACAGCUCCCUCUAGCAAACCUAGGGCCGUGUACAUAGUGCCCGUCCACCUUUCUGAUGACGUCUGCCUCCGCGCACAAGGAUGAGAUGGGCAUCGCUGCCACCACCGACGGCCUGGAGGCCCGCGCAUCUGCACCUUUGUACCUGACGCACCAGUGCC
Messenger RNA from Ectocarpus sp. CCAP 1310/34, 1457 nucleotides. NCBI's taxonomy places the organism in Eukaryota, Phaeophyceae, Ectocarpales, Ectocarpaceae. The record is from the annotation of a GenBank genome assembly.